Salvia miltiorrhiza (redroot sage) is the source of this 3329-nucleotide messenger RNA. RefSeq lists its product as uncharacterized. The record is from RefSeq and is a predicted model, not a curated record. The coding region runs from base 1 to 3120 and encodes 1039 amino acids. Lineage: Eukaryota; Viridiplantae; Streptophyta; Magnoliopsida; Lamiales; Lamiaceae. Gene Ontology annotation, molecular function: cysteine-type peptidase activity. The transcript is spliced from 7 exons. Gene Ontology annotation, biological process: proteolysis.
AUGGCAAAGCAAAAAAGGCAGAACAAGAAGAAGAAGGAUGCUAGUUCUUCGGAUGCUCGUGCCUUUGUAUCAGGCCGAUGUGAUACGAGUUAUUUGCAAUUGAUUAGGGACGGGUUAAAUGCUGCGAAUCUUGAAUUGUUUCGUGCUUCUUGCUUCGGCCAUUUUUUGCAGUUAAAAAGUCUGCAAUUUCAGGGGCAAUUAAUGUUUAUAUUGUAUAGGAAUAUUGAUAAGAAUAGUUUAGAGCGUAGGAAGCUUGGUUUUAGGUUUAAUAAUAAGGUUGUUGAAUUAGGCCCACCUGAGUACUUAGCUAUAAGUGGUUUGCGGUUUUCCGAUUGGUCUGCACCGCCCACACGAUCUGAUUUUCAUCAUGAUGUAUUUGGUGGUGAUCAAGUGCUUUAUUUAGAUGACAUUGUUAAAAAAUUUGACCAUCAUGCAACGAGUAGUGGAGGGGCUAGUGAGAAUUGCUUGAAAUUAGCUCUUCUGCUUGUUUUGUACGGUCUGCUCUUGCCGAGGCAUAAAACACAUAAGCGCAUAGAAAUUGAAUACAUUCAUCUAGUUGAUGAUCUGGCCAAAUUCAACCUUUAUCCCUGGGGACUUGUUAGCUAUCAGUUUUUGGUGACAGUUUCGCACAAUGCGAGGCUGAUAGUUGAUGAUAAACUAGCCAGCAACCAGUCACCCGCCUUCGAUGCAUGUGGAUGCACAAUCGUUUUGCAAGUUUUUUUAUAUGAAGUGUAUAAAAAACUUGGCGAGAUGUGUGCCACAAGGGUAGAAAGUGCCGAAUCUUUGCAUCCGCGCAUGUUGCGAUGGUCUACAGAAAGUUUCUACAAGCUUGAUGUGCUUAUGGAAUACUUCAAACCAGAAUUUGAAAAUGAGAUUCGGCCGAUUGUAUUUGAUGAGUUUGAGAUGCGACUCAUAGAACACAUUGGAUUCGAUACGGCUGUUGGAAGCCCUAUUGCUAUCGAUAAGCUGUUGCAUCAUGUUCAUUUGUUGGAUCCCGAGCCCAAGUGGAAGAAGCGGAAGGCUGGCGAUGGCGCGAGUACUAGUGCUCCCAAAAAGCAGCGGACGGCUGGCGAUGGCGCGAGUACUAGUGCUCCCAAAAAGCAUCGGAAGGCUCAUGAUGGCGCGAGUACUAGUACUCCCAAAAAGAAGCAGACAGAAGUAGGCUGUGAGCAGCCGGCAACUGAGAAGAGGAGAAGGUCUUCGCGGUUACAUAAAGAUGAAGAUGCAGCGCCCGUUCAUGGGCAAUGCUGUUGUGAAUCAAUGAAGGAUAUUAUGCUCGCGCAGUUGUCAUGUCUGAAGCUCAUCCAGGGGUCCUUGGUAAGGUUAGAGAGCAAGGUUGUUGAUGGUGAGACGAUGGCGAAACAAAAUGAAGAGCUGCGUGCUGCAUUUGAUGAGGCUUUCGAGCGUGUGCAAAAAAAAAUUGGUAAGAGUGUUCUUCUUGACAGUGACAAUGAUGCAGACGAUGUAGAUGAUGAAGGUGACAGAUUAGAGGACGAGGAUGCGGAAGUUGAAGAUGCGAUAGAGCAUGCGGGCCAGCAAAAUGAGCAAGAAGAAGGUGUUAUGGCAAAUAAAAAACUUGAAAAAUCUGCAGAGCUUGAUGAAAUCGUGGAGGUGGAUUUAGGUGUCAAGGUUUCGGCAGAUACCGAGGUGGUGACCGAGGUCGAAGUCGAGCCAGCCGGCGAGUUCGAGGCAGGGGACCCCGAGGUGGAGGCAGGGGACGUGAUCGCAGACCCCGACGUGGAGGCAGGGGACAUGUUAAAGGCAGCUGCCGGAGUGGAGAAAGAUGCGAAGGGGUCGUCAUCUUCUGUGGUAGAACCAAAUUCUGAGUUAGCGGCAGUUGCAGAGCUUGAUGCAAGUGCACAAGUGAAUCGCAUUUUCGAUGUUGAGGUGGCGGUAAACCCUGAAGGUAUUGUUGAGUCCGUCCUCAAAAAUUUGGGCGAUCUUGGUGAAUUGGAGAAUGAUCCUCUGAUCACGGCCGUGGAAGCAUCCAAAAAUAGUGAAAAUAUUGUUCAGAUUGUGCCAAGCGAUGCUCCGGUUUUAGGGCUGGAGACAGAAGUUGAAGUAGUUAACAAGGGCGGCGAGGGUGGACAAGGAAGUGGGCAGAAGGGUGCAAACCUUACGGCCAGUGAACCGGAACCAGAGAAAAUGCCACUUCCAUUUACGAGGCUACUUCCUGUUAAGAAAGAAAAGAAAGAACCUUCUGCUCUAACUUCACCACUGAAGAUUACGCGGAGUGUGUCGCGUGAACAAGGCAAGCUCAGCCCCUCUGAGGCUACCUUGACGGCUCCCAGCCGAAAACGUCGUGGGAAGCAAAUGCCGCCUUUGCCGGAUUUGCUGGAUACUAGUGCACCUUACCCUUUGAGGUGUGCUUCCAAUCAAAUGAUAGAGGAAUUUGAGCAAUGGAGGCUAGAGAAUCAAGGAAGAGCAGGGGGCGAUGAGGUUAAGAUUGUUGGUGAUGGAGAUAGGCCAGCUCAUUGGUUCAAAGAGAUGUAUUCUAGGAGGGGAUGGUGCCAUGGUGAUCAACUUGAUGCAUACAUGAAUUUAAUGAUUUGGCAUUCGACUAAAGGAGCUAGCUCGGUGUUCCCGAUGAUUGCUGUUAUUGAGCAAUUUUGUUGGCAAAGUUUAUGCGAGGCCGACAUUCGUCAAUGCUUGGAUAAGAAGGUGAGGCCCUACGUGGAAGGCUCUCGGCCUUGGUUCAGUGGUACGCCAUGGUGGCAAGCAUCUGCUGUUGUCGGCGUAGGGAACAUCGACAACCAACAUUGGGUUGCGUAUCAACUAGAUUUCGAAGGCCAAACGGUUCGUGUAUUUGAUUCAAUGCGCGGUGCAUAUCCAGUGGAGCGGCAGUUCGAAAAUGUGCUCAAAAACCUACCAAUCGUCUGUGACAUGUGUGAGGUCUUCAAGCACAAAAAUAUCCCACCACCAUACAAGGCAAAAUGGAGUCUGGACCUUGUGCCGAAUUGCCCACAGCAGGUAAACAAUCAUGAUUGUGGGAUAUUUGCAUUGAAAUUUGUUCAGUGCAUUAUAUCUUCCACUGAUAUUAGUGAGCUUGCUGGGCUUGACAUGGGGCGGUACCGAAAGUCUAUUUGUGCCGAGUUGUAUAUGGCUGGACGUCGAAAGUAAAAUGUUGGUUAGGUUAAUACUUCGGCAUCAGUUAGUUUUUGGUAUUUUGUAUCCAUAUUUUGGGCUUGUGGAACUCAAAACAUUUAGGCCACACUAUUGUGUAUGUACUUUGUGAAGGAAUGUCAUAUAUUUUGUUUCGGCAAAUUUGACAAGGCAAACCUAUACUAUGAAUUAAAAUAUAUUUUUUAAUUCAUAGUUGUAGAUAAUAA